AUGAGGAUUUGCAGAAGUUUCGGGGCUCGGGAGCUUUUGAAUAUACACCUAAAAUGUGUUGCAGCAAUACUCUGGAUCAUCACCCUGUACUCCUCGACUCCUCCACCAUCCAAGUCGAGAGUGAUGUCAUCCUAUUCAAUAGGGUUCAGCUUGAAGCCGAUUCUUGGUCCAAUCGAAGAAGGACCUGGUGUGCUCGAAGGACCGAUUCUCGGUACCCGUAAAUUGUUCUUGUUUUUCACCAUGACACCUGGAGCAGCUCCGACCCGCAGUGCCGGAGAAGGGGUCGUACGUCACCCCACUUCAGGCCUCUCGCUUACCUUAGGUCGAGGUGUGUCUCAUGACUCAUCUAGGUUUUCAAGUCUCACCCCCAAUCUGCCUUUAAGUGUUCCACCCAUGUUGAACGAGCUACUCAACUUGUUCAACUUCAUUUCAUCGACCCCCCCUGAGUUGAGCAAUAAUACUGGUGGAGUGCGACCUAUGAGCCUUACUAUCAAGGCAAGGCUGCUCAAAGGGCAGCAAUUUCAGCUGCAACAGCAACAAAUGCAUGAAAAAGGACAAUGCAACAUGAGAAAUUUCACGUCAUGGGUCAACGAGAGCAACAACUGGCUGGCAAAUGACAAUCAACAAACCGAGUUUCCAAAUGCAAAUGAGAUUAUCAAUAAUUGCGCAACUCUGGCUGAGGAUAUUACAUGGAAUGAUGGAUUGUGGGAUUUUAGCGAUUUGCUAGGGAGCAUCAACGAAAAUGAUGAUUUCCAGCAGAAUUUUGGCACAACUAACUACUGA
Messenger RNA from Striga asiatica, 783 nucleotides. The record is from the annotation of a GenBank genome assembly. NCBI's taxonomy places the organism in Eukaryota, Viridiplantae, Streptophyta, Magnoliopsida, Lamiales, Orobanchaceae.